Molecule: messenger RNA, 9617 nt
Organism: Cyprinodon tularosa
Lineage: Eukaryota; Metazoa; Chordata; Actinopteri; Cyprinodontiformes; Cyprinodontidae
Gene: vps13c
Product: vacuolar protein sorting 13 homolog C
Exons: 70
Coding region: 118-9594 (3158 amino acids)
Biological process (GO): protein targeting to vacuole; protein retention in Golgi apparatus; mitochondrion organization
Cellular component (GO): extrinsic component of membrane
Source: RefSeq, a predicted model, not a curated record
GCAAACAGACACCUGCAGACAGCGCCAGUAGAUCCCAGAUCGAGUCGAUCCGCGCAGCCGGAACUCAGGUGCAGACAGUCCGCGUCCCUCAGCGGGUCCCCCCCGGAGCUUCCAGCCAUGGUGUUCGAGUCCAUGGUCAGCGACCUUCUGAACAGGUUCAUCGGGGACUACGUGGAGAACUUGGACAAGUCUCAGCUGAAGAUCGGGAUCUGGGGAGGAAAUGUCGUUCUGGAGAACCUGAAGGUGAAGGAAAACGCUCUGGGAGAGUUCGAUGUUCCCUUCAAAGUAAAAGCGGGACAGAUCGGGAAGCUGACGCUGAAGAUUCCAUGGAAGAACCUCUACAACGAGGCGGUGGUGGCCACGCUGGAGGGGCUCUACCUGCUGGUGGUUCCUGGAGCCACUCAGGCUCAGCUGAAGUCGCCUCCGUUUAACGCAAUAAAGUACGAUGCAACGAAAGAGGAGCGUUACCAGCAGGAGGCCAAGCAGAGGGAGCUGCAGCGCAUCGAGGAGGCGCUGCAGGCCGCUGCACGCAGAGCAUCUCAUGCUGGAGAUCUGCUGUUUGGUCUGGAGAGCGUUGUUUACAAGGAACAGCUCAAUGUCUCAAAAGGACAUAAAAAAAACAAAAAGCACAAAAAGGCUUUCAGGAAACUGAAGCGACACGAAAAGAAAGCAGAUAAACCUCCAGAGGAGAAGAAGGACACGUUCAUGGAGAAACUCGCCACCCAGGUGAUCAAAAACCUGCAGGUGAAGAUCAGCAGCAUCCAUCUGCGUUACGAGGAUGAUCUGUCAGACCCACAGCGCCCCCUAUCGAUGGGAGUGACGCUGUCAGAGCUCAGCCUGCAGACCACAGACGAGAACUGGAAGCUCUGCAUUCUGAACGAGGCCGCAAAGAUCAUCUAUAAGCUCGGCCGUCUGGAGAGUCUCUGUGCCUACUGGAACGUGGACAGCCCCAUGUACUACAGGAGCUCAUGGCAGGACAUCGUAGACCAAUUGAAGUCAGAGAUCAGCAGCAAAGAGCAGCAGAUGCCUCAUUAUCAGUACAUCUUCAAGCCGCUCUUUGCUUCGGCUAAAAUGUGCAUCAACCCGAAUGCAGAGAUGGAGCUGAAGUCUCCGAAGGCGAACCUUCAGCUGGAGGUGCAGAACAUCGGCAUCGAGCUGACCAAACCACAGUACCUCAGCAUGGUGGACGUCCUGGAGUCCAUCGAUCUGAUGGCGAAGAACGCCCCCUACAGAAAGUUCAGGCCUGACGUUCCCGUCCAUGACAGCAGCAAUCUCUGGUGGAGGUACGCCUUCAACAGCAUCAUGGAAGUGCACAUCAGGCGGGUCAGCCACAUGUGGUCCUGGUCCAAAAUCAAACGCCACAGGGGGAACCUGAGGGUCUACAAGGCCGCCUACAAGAGCAAGCUGCUGAGCCAGAACAAGCCGGGUCCAGAAACCGAGAGGCAGCUCCAGGAUCUGGAGAAAACCCUGGAUGUGUUCAACAUCACUCUGGCUCGCCAACAAGCCCAGAUGGAGGCGAUCCGGUCCGGGCAGAAGCUGUCCGGGAAGAAGGCUGCUGGCCAAAAGCAGGGCUGGUUCAGCGGCUGGUUUGGGAAGAAGGGAAAGAAGGAGGAGCAGGAGCAGGAAGAGAAGGAGCCUGAGAGUUCAGGUCUGGAGCAGCUGAUGACGGCUGAGGAGAAAGAAAAACUCUACACAGCCAUUGGCUACAGCGGCAGCUCCCACAACCUGGCUUUACCCAAAGAGUACGUUGGUGUGAUCAUCACCUUCCAGCUGCUGAGGACGUCGGUAACCUUCAGAGAGCAGCAUCACGUUCCAGAGAUCCUCAACAUCCAGAUGGUUAACCUCAGCACCAAAAUCUCUCAGAGACCUGGAGCUCAGGCUGUCAGGUUGGAAGCAGACUUGGAGCACUGGUACGUAACCGGCCUGAAGCAGCGGGACACGGUCCCCUCGCUCAUCGCCUCGGUGGGCGAUUCCUCCUCAUCGCUGCUCAGCGUGGCGUUCGAGCUGAACCCUGAGAAGGUCGGCAUUGACCAGCUGCUGGAGAUCCACUCCCAGCCUGUGGAGAUCAUCUACGAUGCGGUGACCAUUAACAGCAUGGUGGAUUUCUUUAAGACGGGGAAAGGAGUGGAUCUGGAGGUCCUUACUUCUGCCACUCUGUCCAAACUUGAGGAGAUCAAAGAGAAAACGGCUGCAGGUUUGUCUCACAUCAUUGAAACCAGGAAGGUUCUGGACCUAAAGAUCGACCUGAAGCCGUCUUACCUGCUGAUACCGAAGUCAGGUUUUUACAGCAGCACGUCGGAGCUGAUGAUUGUGGACUUUGGUAGCUUCCAGCUGCACAGCGUGGAUCAGAACAGCGUCACCUCAUCCUCAUCGCUGGAGGCCAUCAUGGAUCGAGCCUACGAGAGAUACGAUGUGGGACUGAGGAGAGUCCAGCUGCUCUACAGCAAGUCAGGAGAUGCCUGGAAGUCGGCCCGCCUGCAGAGUUCCUCCGUCCAACACAUCCUCCAGCCCAUGGACCUCACUCUGCACCUGGCCAAGUGUAUGGUGGAGAAGGACGCUCGGAUGCCCAGGUUCAAGGUGUCCGGUGAGCUGCCUCUAAUGCACGUCAGGAUCUCUGACCAGAAGAUCCAGAAGGUGCUGGAACUGGUGGAAAGCGUCCCAGUGCCAAAGAAGGACUCUGCUCCCUGCAGCCCCACGGAGAAGGUGUUGCCGCUGUCCAGGGUUCUACCUCCAGCUCAGACGCUCGACCCCACCCUCCUCGACACAUUUGAAACAGACUCUGAAGAGGAGGCUGGCGACAGGCUGACCAAUGAGGAGCAGCAGCGACUGACUCAGGAGGAGCUCAUCAACGUUCACUUCAAGUUUGAGCUCAAAGAGGUGCUGUUGGAACUGACGCAGCAGGCCGACCAGGAGAAGGCCGUUCUGUCCUUCAACAUCUCGCAGCUAGGAGCCGAAGGCAGGAUGCGCAGCUUCGACCUGAGCGUCACCUCCUACCUGCGGCGGCUCGCAGUCGACUACUGUGACGUACCAGUGGGCAGAGAGCCGCUCCACCUGAUCAGCUCCCUGCAGCAGCAGGACUCCAACCUGCUGAAGGUGGAGUUCAUCAAGGCUGACCCGAACGGUCCCAGCUUCCAGACUCAGUUCAGCAACACGGAGCAGACGCUGAAGGUGGAGCUUUCGUCUCUGGACUUCCUUCUUCAUACCAAAGCUCUGCUGGCGACCAUCAGCUACCUGAACAGCGCCGUGCCGCAGCAGUUCAGCGCCACACGGGAUCCCGAUACCAAGAAGCUGGUGCAGAAAACAGAGCAGAGUCAGACGGUGUCUAAAAGCAAAAAAGAUGGCGGCGUCUUCAGCUUCAAGCUCUUCGCCACAUUGGGCUGCUUCCAUGUGGAGGUUUGCGACGAUCGCUGCAGCAUCGCUGACAUCCGGGUUCAGGAAAUCAAGGCCUCGGUGUUCAUGCAGGCGAAGGAGACGGAGGUGUUUGCGCGCCUCGGAGACAUCGUGGUCACAGACGCCAACCCAAAGACCGUCCACAGGAAGGCCGUGUCCAUCGUAGGCAACGAGGUGUUCAGCUUUAAGCUGUCCUUGUUUCCGGGGGCAACACAGGGCGAAGGAUACGGCGACAUGUCCAAGGUGGACGGGAAGGUCACCAUGAGUCUAGGGUGCAUCCAGAUUGUCUACCUGCACAAGUUCUUCAUGUCUCUGCUGAUGUUCGUCGACAACUUUCAGACGGCUAAAGAAGCUCUGAGCGCCGCAACUUCUCAGGCUGCAGAGAGAGCAGCGUCCAGCGUCCGGGACUUUGCCCAGAAGAGCUUCCGUCUCUCCAUGGACAUCAAGCUGAAGGCGCCCAUCAUCAUCAUCCCUCAGUCCUCCACUUCCCAGAAUGCCCUGGUGGUGGACUUGGGAUUGAUCACUGUGGGAAACAGCUUCGCUCUGCGACCGAUAGAAACGCUCCCUUUGCCGGCUGUGGUGGAAAAGAUGGAAGUGAAGCUGACACAGCUGAAACUCAGCAGAAAAACCCCGAAGAUAGACUUCCCUCCCAAAGACAUUGAGAUCCUUCAGCCCAUUAACGUGGACCUGCUGGUCACCAGAAACUUGGCUGCUUCCCAGUUCUCAGACAUCCCCGGGGUCCAGGUCCAGGGGGUCCUGCGGUCCCUCAAUAUGAGUCUGGGGGAAGAGGAGCUCGGCGUGCUGAUGAAGAUUCUGGUGGAAAACAUUGGGGAGGGAAGUAAAGACCAGAACUUGGAGGUUAAGACACAGGCCCCCCCAGAGAAGGCGGAGCUUAGCGAGCGACCAAAGGAGGCACUGGUCCAUCCAGAAUCUAAUGGGAUGAUGGCCUCAACCCACCAAGAACUGUCUGAGAAGGAUGUGGUUAAAGUUCUGCUUGGCUUUGAAGUCAAACAGGUGCUGUUGUCCCUCAAGAAGCGCAUCAAGCUGGAAGAAGCACCUUUCCUGGUCUUCCAGCUGGAUCAGCUGGGAAUCGACGCCAAAGUUCGGAAGUACGACUUGAGCGCCACCACCUACAUCAGACAGGUCUCCAUGAAGAGUCUGGAGUUUAAAGACUCUGUUGGUGAUCCGCUGUGUCUCAUCAGCUCCUCGGCUGAGGCUGGAGCCGAGCUCCUCAAAGUGGAGUUCAGGAAGGCUGACCGCUGCGGACCCGAGUUCUGCUCCAUCUACCAGAACACUGAGCAGAUGAUCCAUGUCACCUUCAGUUCCCUGGACGUCACGCUCCACACUCAGGCUCUUCUGUCUGCAGUUAACUUCCUGUCAUCAUCACUAUCAUCUGGCAGCGCGGCGCCUGCAGAGAAAGACAUCCAGCUGAAGACGGAGGAGAAAACGCCGUCUGUGAAGCCCAGCGCUCUGGUCUCACCUGUAGACUCUGAGAUCGUAGAUUUGAAAGCGACGAUGACUCUGGGAGCCUUCAACAUCCUGGUGUGUGACCAGACCUGCAGCAUGGCUGACAUCAAAGUUAAAGGUUUGAACAGCUCCUUCCUGAUGCAAGGAGCUCAGACUCACAUCUCGGCCCGCCUGGAAGACGUCAUCGUCCUGGACGUGGAUCCCAAAGGCAUCCAUAAGGAGGCCAUUUCUAUAGUUGGAGACGAGGUGUUCAGCUUCAGCAUGAGUCUGACCCCGAACGCCACAGAAGGACCUGGCUACACCGACACGUCUAGGACCGAUGGCAGGGUGAAGCUGUCGGUGGGCUGUAUCCAGGUGGUCUACCUGCACAAGUUCUUCAUGUCUCUGCUGAACUUCAGCAAUAACUUCCAGACGGCUAAAGAAGCUCUGAGCUCCGCCACGGCUCAGGCUGCAGAGAAAGCAGCGUCCAGCGUCAGAGACCUUGCCCAGAAGAGCUUCCGUCUGUCCAUGGCUGUCAGGGUCAAGGCCCCCCUCAUCAUCAUCCCUCAGUCCUCCACUUCCAAUAAUGCCAUUGUGGUGGAUUUGGGUCUCAUCACGGUGGAGAACAGCUUCUCUCUGGUGACGGUUGCAGGAUGUUCGCUGCCGGCCGUGGUGGACAGCAUGGAUGUGCAGCUAUCGGAGCUGAAGCUGUCCAGGACCUGGUCCGACUCGGAAUCGGAGAAACCCAACAUUGAGCUGCUGAAGCCAGUGAACCUGCUGCUGAACAUCCGGAGGAACCUCUCAGCUGGCUGGUACAGGAAGAUGGCCGCCGUAGAGGUCAACGGAGACCUGAAGCCCAUGAAGCUGGAGCUCAGUCAGGACGACCUGCGAGUCAUGCUGCGGAUCGUGACAGAAAACCUGGGAGAAGCCAACACCCUGGAUCCCUCCGCCCCCCAGCAGGAGGUCAGCCUGCGGGUUCAGGCCCCCAAAGGAGCCCCGACAGGUGAGGCUGAGAGGCCAGCUGGGCGCCUGGGUGAAGAUGGGGAUGAUGAAGCUGUGGAGAUGCUGAGAUUUCACUUCAACAUCGAGUCUCUGGAGCUGGUUCUGUUCCACAACAACCCAAAACAGCAGCCAGCAGACCUUCAGCACCACCAGGACCUCAGACUGGGGGAGUUGGCUCUGCGUCUGAUGAAGGCUUCAGGGAAGAUCCUGAACAACGGCUCCAUGGAGGUGAACACCGUCCUGACUGCCUGUACGCUGGACGACCUGAGGAGCGGAGUGGAUCGGGUGACCUCACGGAUGGUUGGGCAGAAGGAGGACGGCCAGCAGGCCAUGAUCGACGUCACCUUCCGACAGGCUCCUGCAGAGAGAGACUUGGUGGCCAUCCUGCAGAAGCUGUAUCUGUGUGCCAGCACAGAGUUCCUGAUGGCAGUAGCAGAUUUCUUCAUUCAAGCUGUGCCCCAGAGUCCAGCUUCAGCCCCACCUGCUGCAGCAAGCGACAAGCUGCCUCUGAAACAGACAGCGGAACCACGAGCUGAACGCAGGCCUGCGUCCGCUGUGAGGACCCGUCUGCGGGCGGUGAUCGUGGACCCAGAGGUGGUGUUUGUGGCCAACCUGAUGAAGGCCGACGCUCCGGCAUUGGUGGCCUCAUUUCAGGGCGACUUCAACCUGGUGGCCGAGGAGGACGGCACCCAGAACAUGAGGGCCAACCUGCGGGACCUGAAGGUGCUGGCCUGCCCAUUCAUUCAGAACAAGGAGGACAAGUCUGUGACCACCGUGCUGAAACCCUGCUCUGUCUCCAUGGAAACCAAAACCAGUCCCAACCAACCACUGAGUGGCUCUGUGACAGUGGAGGAGGUCAUCAUCAAAAUCUCUCCUGUCAUCCUGAACACGGUGAUGACCAUAACGGCCGGGAUUGCUGCGAAGACGCAGGCCGAGCAGAGUCAGGAGCAAAAGGCUGAUGUCAGCAACCUGUGGUCCAUCAUGGAUAUCUACAACUGUAACUUCUGGUUCCUGGGUGUGGACCAGGCCACUGAGAUCACAGAGAACUACGCAGAGUCUGAUGGCAGUAAGGAUGGAGAAACCUUCAAAGCUCAGGUCAAGUCGGUCCAGAUGACGCUGGAGUCUGGUCUGGGUCAUCGGACGGUCCCUCUGCUGCUGGCGGAGUCUUCCCUUAACGGAGUAGCCAAGAACUGGUCGUCUCUGCUGCAUCUGACGGCAGACAUGACGCUGGAGGUUAACUAUUUCAAUGAGGUCCAUGCAGUUUGGGAACCUCUAAUAGAACGAGUAGACAGCGGCCGGCGCCGGUGGAACCUGGAGCUGGAGAUUAAAAAUAAUCCAGUUAUGGAUCGGAGUCCUGUGCAUGGAGACGACUUCAUGUUUAUUCCUGAACCUCGCACUGCCAUCAACAUCUGCUCCAAAGACACCCUGAAUGUCACGGUCUCCAAGUGCAGCCUGAAUGUCUUCCAGAAGCUGGCAGAGGCUUUCGCUGAGGGAACGGCUUUGACCUUUGACCACACCCUGAAAGAGAAACCUCCCUUUACCAUUAAAAAUGCUCUGGGGAUUCCAGUUAUUGUGCAGCACAGCGCCUCCUUGAGGCCUCUUGGAUCUGUGGCGCAAGGAAAAUUACACGAGCUCUCGGUGGAUCAGAGCAUGGACCUGGUGCACUCCGGAUUUGAGUCCACCAUGGGGGGGAAGCUGUCAGCCCUGGAGAGGCAGGAGAGCUGCCUGUUUAACCUCACCGUCGUACCGUCCGGAUACAGCGAGAUCUGCAGCAUCCCUGUGGACAAACCCGGCCGUCGGCUCUACAACGUUCGAGGUCCGAUGCUGCAGGAGGCCGUGUCGGUGCUGCUGCAGAUCGACGCCGCCGAAGGCAACAAGAUCAUCACCGUCCGUUCGCCCCUGCAGAUCAUGAACCACUUUUCAGAACCCUUCUCUAUCCUGAAGUACUGCGCAGCAUCCAGAGACCUGCAGAGCAUCGGCACAGCGGAGCCAGAGAAAGAGUUCCAUAUGGAUCUGGAUGCAUACAGGUGUCAGCUGUUUGUGCGUCCAGCGGGCCGCCUGGACGGGCUGUACGCCGCGUCCUCCAGCUGCAUGGCCUGGAAGGAGCAGGUCCACUGCAGCGCCGAGGUCCAGUCCGUCCUGCAGUGUCCUGCGUCCGACAGCAACCUGCUGCCGCUCAUGGUCAGCACGCUGGCCGUCCCCGACGACCUGCGGCACAUCUCCAGUCAUGGCGAGGAGGACUGGGACCCCGCCUACAUCAUUCACCUGCAUCCUGUGGCUGCACUGUGCAACCUGCUGCCGUACACAGUCAGCUACAUCAUGGAGAACUCUGCUAACGUCUACGAGCUUCAGGAAGGAACCACAUCGGACCUGCUGAACGCUCGCUUAUCAGGGGAGAUCAUGUCUUUGGCGCUGAUCCAGUACCAGGGCCGUGGCUGGCACGGACACAUUCAGAUCACCCGGGAACUGCCCGAGUUCUUCGCCGUGUCCCUGACCUGCGACACUGACGCCAGCCUGAGCGUGGACGUGAGCAUCCACGUGACCAAAACCAAGAGCCGCCUUCUGCUGUCGCUCUUCAGCCCCUACUGGAUCAUCAACAAGACGUCCAGAGUGCUGCAGUACCGGUCCGAGGACGUCAUGUACAAGCAUCCGGCCGAGUACCGAGACGUCGUCCUCUUCUCCUUCAAGAAGUCCAACCUGUUCACCAAAAGCAAGCUGCAGCUGUGCAUCUCCACCAGUUCCUGGUCGGACGGUUUCUCCCUGGACACAGUGGGAAGUUACGGCUGCGUCCGCUGUCCUGCCACCAACAUGGACUUCCUGGUAGGCGUUAGCAUCCAGAUGAGUAGCUUCAACCUGACCAGGAUCGUCACUUUAAGUCCUUUCUACACCCUGGUGAACAAGUCCUCGUAUGAACUGGAGGUUGGGGAGUUGAUCAGCCAGACGUCCAUCAGGUGGCACUACAUCCCUUCCUCUGAAUACAUCCCUCUGUGGCCGGAGAACUCCUCCAAGAAGCUGUGCGUCCGUGUGGUCGGAUCGUCAUCCAAUUCCAAGUUCUUCUUCUUCAGUCAGCAGGACAACGGCACCCUGCUGAGCAUGGACAUGUGUGGAGGGAUCAUCGUGGACAUCAACGUCUCCAACCACUCCACCAUCAUCAGCUUUAGUGACUAUUAUGACGGAGCAGCCCCCGCACUGUUGAUUAACCACACACCCUGGGCCACCAUCAGCUACAGACAGAGCGGAUCAGAUGAAGUCCAUGAGCUGAAACCCUGCGAGGCUCGGCGGUUCGUGUGGGACGACCCAGCGGGAACCCGUAAGCUCUGCUGGAGCUGCAAAGGCCGUUCAGAAGAACUGGAUCUGCUGAAGGAUGAUGUGGGUCAGUUUCUUUUUGACGGCCAGUCUCAUGUCCACUGGGUUUCCUUCCUGGACGGCCGGCAGCGGGUGUUGCUGUUCACCGAGGACACCGCCGUGGUGACCAAGGCUCGGCAGUCGGAGGAGCUGGAACAGUUUCAACAGGAGCUGAAGGUGUCUCUACAGAACCUCGGCCUUUCUCUGGUGGACAACAGCAGCCGGCAGGAGAUUUCCUACAUCGGCAUCACCAGCUCAGGCGUAGUGUGGGAGUAUAAGCCAAAGAACCGCUGGAAGUCCUUCAAUCAGAAGAACAUCAAUCUGCUGGAGAAGACCUACCAGAGUCAGCUGAGUGAGAAGAAGGAGCUUGGCUGGGUCACACUGGAGAACAACCUGGAGGUCAGAGGUUAACCAAAAGGACCAAACGUUCUGAC